AUGGAGACCGGAAAUAGCAGCAACAACAACAAUGCUCUGCCGAAGCAAGAGAGAGUAAAAGGCGAGUCAGAAAUGGCUGGAAACAUUUUGCUGUCCAAUCCAAAUUUGAAGAAACUGCAAGUUGACCAUCUAUAUCAUAUCGGGCUCGACAAUAGCGGCAAAGAUUUAGAAAAGCGGUUUGGAGACGUCCGUCUCGUAGUCGUCGGUGGUUGCGCGAAGAGAAUGACGGACUUCGUGAGAGUCCUUGUUGAGAAAAUGCGAUUGUGCGACGUUGAAGUCAACGAUGACGCUCUAGUCGACUUAUCAGAAGAGAGAGGACGAUACUGUUUGUUUAAAGUCAACCACGUUCUAGUUGCAAAUCACGGAAUGGGUGCCGGAUCUGUUUCAAUCCUCAUUCACGAGCUGCUCAAAUUAUUGUCAUACGCGAAAGCGAAAAAUGUGAGCUUCGUUCGAAUGGGUACAUGCGGAGGGCUCGACGUCGAACCCGGAACUAUUUGUCUGACUGACUCUGCUAUGGGCCCAGAUGGCGAACGUGGCUAUGAGUUCUUUCAAUGUGGGAAAAAAAUCAGAUAUCCCGCAAAUGCGAACCGAGAGUUGAACGAGCUUCUUGCGAGCACUUGUGCAAAAUUCAAUCGGACCUACAAGAUCGGAAACACAGUAACUUCUCCUGACUUUUACGAAUCUCAAGGGAGGCUGGAUGGAGCAUUUUGCGAGUAUUCCGAAGCAGCGAAAUUAGGCUGGCUUGCAGACUUAUCCGAGAACAGAGGAGCAAUUAAUUGCGAAAUGGAAGCAGCGAUAUUUCUUUCGCUCUGCCAGCGCGCGGGUGUGUCUGCGGCCGUUGCUUGUGUUGCGCUACUAAACAGACUUCACGGAGAUCAAGUAACAACUGAAGGAGCAGCUGAAGGAGCAAUCGCCGUCAAGGCUUUACGCGAAAUUCUACUCGAUAUUUGCCUAUCCAACUGA
Molecule: messenger RNA, 963 nt
Organism: Oikopleura dioica
Lineage: Eukaryota; Metazoa; Chordata; Appendicularia; Copelata; Oikopleuridae
Source: the annotation of a GenBank genome assembly